This is a messenger RNA of Copidosoma floridanum, 390 nucleotides long. RefSeq lists its product as uncharacterized. The record is from RefSeq and is a predicted model, not a curated record. Lineage: Eukaryota; Metazoa; Arthropoda; Insecta; Hymenoptera; Encyrtidae.
AUGGCUGCGUUCAAGUGCUCAAUUUUUGUGUUGGUCAUCUCGUGCUGGGCUUUUAUCAGCACCAACGCAUUUAGUCAAUCGUGGGGUGAUAGAGUGAAACAGGAUACACUGGCGUGCUAUGGCGAUGUGCACUUGGCUUCUCAACCUGGUCAAAUACUGAAAAAAGUCAUAACUUGCAAUAUUCAAGAGCCAUAUCAACACAUCAGCUACAUCGAAGCUCGAGAUGUUGGACCCCUUGGCAAACAAAGUUUUCCUAAACUGGAAAUUGGUGGAAUCGGUUACGACACUUUGACCAUGGUGCUGACGAGUGAAAGGGGCCAACCUUUAGAUUUUGAUUUCCACGUCUAUUCAUUAGGGAAUCUGGGAGAUAUAUGUAAGAGGGGUAAAUAG